This is a messenger RNA of Colletotrichum siamense, 4119 nucleotides long. RefSeq lists its product as uncharacterized. NCBI's taxonomy places the organism in Eukaryota, Fungi, Ascomycota, Sordariomycetes, Glomerellales, Glomerellaceae. The transcript has a single exon. The coding region runs from base 1 to 4119 and encodes 1372 amino acids. The record is from RefSeq and is a predicted model, not a curated record.
AUGGACUCAGACGCGAGGGCCAGGGCCAACGUGCCCCGCAAAGGACCCAAGCAGAGCACCAACGGAAUGGAUUCGUAUCACCGCUACGUCGCCGAGUCGACCAUCACGAGAGGCGACGAUGUUAUUGCGAGGCCGUACACGAGCCACUCGCGGUCGUUCAGCACGCCCCGUCCCUCGACGCUGGACCACUCCUCUUCUUCCGGCAGCGAGUAUGAGUUUUCGAGCAGCGAUGGAGAUGCCAGCAGGGCGACGACGGCGGUGCCCGAGAUUAUGAUUACGAGCCCGAGUAAACCGCCCACGCCGGGGCCGAGGUACAGUCUGACGCCCCGCCAGUCGCAGUUCCCGCCAGCUGCGAGGUUAGCUGUGCCCGCGAUGCGACCAAUCCCGCAGGGCCAGCCGCUGCAGACCUUCCCCCCGCUAAACCCGUCAUUACAACCGUCACAACCGAUCCGACAGAUGCUGCAGCCGAUGAUAAGGAUACCGCCGCCGACGGGCGACUCGGAUGAUUUGAGGAAACGGGAUGGGUUGAUGGACGUCUCGUUACCGUACCGCCCGUUCUACCUGCAACGGAGGAUACUGAGCUCGUUUGCGAUUUUGUUCGCGGGGUUGUUGAUCACAGUAGAGGCGGUGCUGGACCUGUCCAACAAGAGGGGUGGCCUCGGCUCCCCAGACCACGGGUUCAGGUACCUGUGGCAGUACGGCUCCGCCUUCAUCUUCACAUGCAUCGCGGCGUUGUGGGCGCGGCCGGAGCACCAGGCCAAAGCCAACGCGCCGUGGAUCCGUAUGUCCAAGGGCCCCGCGAGCGUCGACCGGACGCUGAUGCUGGACUACGUCUUUAUGUUCGAGCCGUGGGCGGUCGCGAAGGCUGCGAAGAACCGGGACUGGCUUGUAGCGGCGGCCGCGUCUGUCGGAUUGACGCUGAAGUUGAUUAUUGUGAUUGCUGUGGCGCUCGUCAGCCCGACGUUUCAGAUCGUUACGGCGCGAGGGGCGAGUUUGAAUGUGCUGAACGCUUUCACGAACGAUCCAAGUAACCUGCGGGCGGCUGGGGCGCUGCCGUUCUUCACCAUGGUGGGGUUGCAGACCAAGGGGCUGAACUUCCCGGACGGCACGUCGAGGGAGUUUGCAUUCCAGUCGUUCACGUCGGAUUUCAAGUCUACGGCCGAGUUGAGGGCUGACGUGGACGGGUUCGAGUCGGACAUCCUGUGCGAGCCGGCGCAGCUGAAUCUGACAGGGAUUCAGUACAUCCAGGCGUCGGAUACGCAGCUGAAUGUCACGGUGUCGACUUCCAACUGCUCCAUAACGCAGGAGAUCCCGAACAUGGUACUCGUGGGGUUUACGCUGCCGACCUUCUUCACGGCGUUCCAAGCUGGUGCGUGCGGGAACUCGCAGAACAUGGACGACGGACGGGUUGUGGUCAUGUCGGGCGCCAUCACGAUUGACGCCGCCAGUGUUCCGACGUCUAGCGAGGUCUUUAACGUGCCCAUCCGAGGCCAGCUGACGCGCUCUGCGGCGCUGAUUUGCCGACCGACGUAUGCUAUCACGACUGUCCACGUCGAGAAGAACAAUACCCAACUUAUGAAGAUCGAGCGCACCCGGUCUGCGAAGAACAGGACAUUGAACUUGGUCAGCCCGAUGGACAUCGUACAGGGCCAUUUCGCGUCAUAUCCCACCGACUCCCAGAUCCUAGGCGCCAUGCCGAGUGUGAACAGCCGUUACCCCGGUGUCGCGAUCGUCGCCUCCGACGCGGUGAUGAACUCGGCCGUGGCGAUGGAAGUCAAGGACAACGGCGUCCCCCCAAUCGACAGCCUCCUGCAGGCGAGCAACCUCACCCAGAUCGUCACAAAAUACUGGCGCCAGUACACUGCCCUCCUGGCACGUAACUCGUUAAUGGCAGACACAGCGCAGCCGCAACGAAUCACGGGAACGGCGGUCAUCAUCGGCGAGCGCCUCAACGUGCGCCCCAUCCCUGCGCACCUCCUCUCCGGCCUGCUCGGUUUCGCGUUGGUCCUCACCCUAGCCGCCGUCGCUUUCGCCCCGAGGACGGGGUUCCUGCCCCGCGACCCGAACACCAUCAUCAACAUGGCGACGCUCCUUGCGCACAGCAGGUCGCUGCUGCAGUGCCUGCGCGGAACUGGCGCGGCGCACGUGUCUACUAUCAGGGAGAGGCUGCUGGGUACGAAUUACUACACCGGCGUGGAGCCGUACGAGAAGGCGUCCAAGGGGCAGGGGUAUUUCAAGAUCUUUGGGGGCAACCCGCCACGGCAGGAUACGCCGCCUGAGUUCGUCAAGACGUCGAACUGGGGUCAUCCUAUGCCUUUGCACCCCGUGGCAAGGCUGAUUGCGGUGUCUACUAUGGCGGGCAUGAUUAUCUCGCUGGAGGUUGUGCUCAGGUUGUCCGAGGCGAGGCAGGGCAUUACGACUGUCACGGCGAAUACCGACCGCCACUUCUUGUGGACGACUGGACCGGGAGUGUUGUUCGGUAUCGUGGCGCUGUACCUCGCGUCUGCCGACUGCGCGACGCGGUGUCUUGCGCCGUAUACUCAGCUUAAGCAGGGUGGCUCCUUCGAGACGACUGUUGGUCUUGACUUCAUGGACAAGUCCAAACCCCGGAUUGUCUACGAUGCUGUGAAGACGAAGAACAUCGCAGUUGUGAUCACCACCACCGCCGUCUUCAUCGCCUCGCUGCUGGCAACAUUCUCCGGAGCUCUGUAUACUACCGUACCCAUCCCGUCCACGCGCCCAGUCACUCUGCAAAAGAUCGAUCAGUUCAUCAACGCCACCGCGCCAUGUAACACCUGUACUACAGACACACUUCUUGCGUCUCUCAUCCUUGACGCCAAUCUGACCUUCCCGUCAUUCACCUUUGAAGACCUCAACUUCAAUGGCGUACGGCUCACGGAACCGCUGUCGAUGAAGGACGGCGACAGCACCAUCCUCGUCACGCUCCCAGCCCUCCGGUCGAGACUGGACUGCAGGCUCUAUCCGCAAUCCGAAAUCAACACCAACUUUACGAUACCGAACGUGCCCAACCAAUUCUCCGUAGCGCAGGGCAUGCGCGUAGAUAUCGCAGGCGAACCCUGCAACGACCCCUCCAUCCGCUCCAACGCCGUCCUACCCUCCGGAGUCUCCCCGUCUUCCGUGUUCGGAGUCGCCACACCUCGCUCCGCGGGUCCCUCCAGCCAGUGCUCCGACUUCACCUACGUAUGGGGCCAACUCGCCGACACAACCCCCACGCAGGUCGGUUAUAUCUCCGCCAUGGGCUGCAACGAAACCGUCGAGACCCUCAUGGCCACCGUCCGCCUCACCGGCUCAAGUCUCCACGUAGACCCAACCUACCCGCCCCGCGUGCAAGAAAACACCGUCCGCCGCACGCAGCUCAAGCUCCUCCCGCUCCAAUACGGUCUGCUCGCCAACCUCACCACCGGCAACCAGCUCGACCCUUUCUUCAGCUCCCUCGUCACCUCCCGCUUCGCCAUCCCGGCCGGCAACCUCGGCGACCCAGGCCUCGCGCGCAGCGGCCGCGUCGCCGACGCCAUCGUCCGCCAGCACGGCAUCGUGCGCGCGCAGAACCUCAACGUCAACUCCCGCCGCAGACUACCCGACAUCACCGCGCAGGAGGUCGUCCCCGGCAUGCUCGAGGACACGGACGUGACCAGCCUGCGCCGGCUCGUCCAGGACAACGCCUCCACGCGGAUCAUCCAGUCCAUCCUUGCCCUCCUCCUCGCGCUGACGCUCGUCGCGUGGCUGCUCACCCCCGGCACGGACACGCUGCUCCCGCGCAACCCGUGCAGCAUCGCCUCCGUGGCGGCGCUCCUCGUCGACGGGAACGUGUUCGGGUUCUUGGGCAGGGGCGCGGAGUGGAUGCCCACCGAGGAGAUCCAGACGAGCUUCCUGGACGGGAGCAAGGCGAUGGGGUUCCGGAUGAGCUGGGAGCGCGUGAAGCGCCGGCGCACGGAGCUGGUGGAGCGGGCGGAUGUUGCGCAGGAGAGGGCGUUUGGGAUCAGCGUGAAGCGCGCGGGUGGAUGGGGCGGCGGGGAGGAUGUGGGCUUGGGGAUUUUGGCAAGGGUGAAUCGCGCGCAGAGGGGGUUUGUGAAGGGUUGGGGAAGGAUGUCGACUUGA